Messenger RNA from Lucilia sericata (common green bottle fly), 1951 nucleotides. RefSeq names its product endothelin-converting enzyme homolog. The record is from RefSeq and is a predicted model, not a curated record. The transcript has a single exon. Gene Ontology annotation, cellular component: plasma membrane. Gene Ontology annotation, molecular function: metalloendopeptidase activity. Lineage: Eukaryota; Metazoa; Arthropoda; Insecta; Diptera; Calliphoridae. Gene Ontology annotation, biological process: protein processing. Bases 23 to 1909 code for a protein of 628 amino acids.
ACGUACUUUGAAACACGCCAACAUGAGAGCAUUGGAAAUCAUUUGCUAUAAAUUAUUAUUUUAUUUAAUUUUAAAAUAUGCACAAACUGCUGCACUGAUCCCCAAAGGACCCUGUGAGAAUUUUUAUGCUUACGCCUGCAGUAACUAUAGCCGAGAUAAUCCUGAUCCCAACUACGGUGAAAUAACACAAAAAUUAAAUUUUGAAAUGAAUAAAAUAUUAAUGAAACAUUUACGCAACUCCUUGCAAUAUCACUUGUAUAGCCGAAAGCAAACGUAUUAUGAUAAAAUGGGACUAUAUUUGGAGUCCUGUAAAAGGGAAACUAAAAGAGAGUUAAGAAAAUAUUUUAAAGAAAUCAAACCCAGUAACAAAUUAAAUUGGCCUUUAUUGGAUGGAAACCAGCUGCAAUGGUUGGCAACAGAUAUGAACUUUGAUUUGUGGUCUUUAUUGGGACAACUGCAGUCUUAUGGUUUAAAUAAUAUUAUAGUUAAUAUGCAAAUUGUAAGAAAUAAGGAUAAUAAGCUUAAUAUUUGGCUAACACCAGCUGUGACCGAAGAAAAGGAGGAUGAACUAAACGAAAGACAAAUUUGGCAAGUAUUGUUGAAGACUUUGGGCAUACAGAAUAUAGAAACAAUUCUACAACAAUUGAUUAAUACCGAUUUAGAAUGGCAAAACUUAAGGCUAAAAUAUUCGAAUAACUUUGAGAGUAAAGUCACUAACUUGGAGAAUAUAGCUAAAAUCUAUCCUAAACUUAAUUUAAAAUUAUAUUUUGAAAAUCUCUUGGGUAAGGAAGUACAUAAUCUGGCAAAUAUUACUGUGGAAAAUCUGCAAUAUUUUGAGCAUCUUAAUCAAAAACUAUGGACUGCUGAGGAACUGGAACAUUUGUGCAAUUAUUUGAUGGUAAAAUUUUUACUUUACUUGGCCAAGGACAGCACAACUGGUUUUAAGCCUCUGGAGUGUAUUAAAGAUUUGAGGCAAAAAUUUGAUUUGGCGGUAAACUAUAUAUUUUAUCAUUAUCCUUUUUUUAGGAAACAACAUAGUUCUAAAAUAACUCUCGAUAAAUUGGCUCAAGAAAUCAAAGAAAUUAUGACGAAAUAUUUCAAUGAAAAUCAUUUAAAUCUUUCCAAACAGCAAAUAAAUUAUUUGCAAAAUAAAUUAAAACAUAUUUAUAUAAAUCAAGGAAAUUUACCCAUAAAUAUAAAUUUUACUAUGAUAGAUAAAUAUUAUCAGGAUUUACCACAAUUGGCGGCAAAUAAUUACUACAGAAAUCAUUUGUUAUUAUUAAAACAUCGUUUUCAUAAAUCUCUAUACUAUGCUCAACAUCAGACACAUUUCAUAGUGAGCGACAAUCGUUUGGGUGCUAUUACCUCAGCUUAUUAUGUGGCUCAACAGAAUAUGAUCGUCAUACCUCUGGACAAUUUUGCAUUACCAUUUUUUGACUCUCAACAAACGCCUCUGCAACAGUUAUCAGUUUUUGGUUUUGUUUUGGCUCAUGAACUAACGCAUGCAUUCGAUACUACUGGUUUAAAUUAUGAUCAAAAGGGAUUGCUUUUACCCUUUUCCUCCGAUAUAUUGGUUAAUGCUAACUUUUCCAAUUCCUUAGACUGUUUGCAACAUCAACAGCCUACUGAAGAUAUUGAUGAAUGUAUUGCUGAUCUUUUUGCCAUUAGAGUUGCCUAUCGCACUUAUUUGGAAUAUUAUUCGGAAAAUCAUAAAGGUGAUUGGCGUAAAGAAUUCUUUAUGAAUUUGGCACAGUUUUUCUGUGCCAAAGAUAAUGUAAAUUUCAUAGAUCAUAAUGCAGAUGACGUACGUUUGCAGCAGAUUUUAAUGAAUUUUCAAUCGUUUUCGGAGGCCUUUGAUUGUUUGCCAGGCACAUUUAUGAAUCCUAAAACAAAAUGUAGACUUUAUUAAGUUAUUAUGUAUGCAAAUAAAAACUUGUUUUAAAUAGCACAA